Messenger RNA from Parathielavia appendiculata, 2100 nucleotides. Its product is annotated as Na+/solute symporter. The transcript has 3 exons. Bases 1 to 2100 code for a protein of 699 amino acids. Gene Ontology annotation, cellular component: plasma membrane. The record is from RefSeq and is a predicted model, not a curated record. NCBI's taxonomy places the organism in Eukaryota, Fungi, Ascomycota, Sordariomycetes, Sordariales, Chaetomiaceae. Gene Ontology annotation, molecular function: putrescine transmembrane transporter activity; urea transmembrane transporter activity; spermidine transmembrane transporter activity. Gene Ontology annotation, biological process: putrescine transport; urea transmembrane transport; spermidine transport.
AUGGAUCACGCUCCGUCCAACAAGGAACACAUCGCCAAUGCCGCCCUCGGCCAAGGGGUUGGCUAUGGCAUCGUCUUGGGCCUCGGAGGCUUCUUUGCGCUAGGCAUGAUGCUCGUCACCUUCAUCCUACGUCGAUACAACCGUGAGGUGCAAACAUCAGAACAUUUCAACACGGCAGGGCGGACAGUCAAAUCAGGCUUGGUGGCGUCAGCCGUCGUCUCCUCCUGGACAUGGGCCGCCACACUGCUCCAGAGUACCGGCGUGUGCUACCGUUAUGGCAUCUCGGGUCCCUUCUGGUACGCCUCCGGCGCCACCGUCCAGAUCCUGCUCUUUGCGACCCUCGCGAUCGAGCUCAAGAGGCGCGCACCCAACGCCCACACAUACCUGGAGAUCAUCAAGGCUCGAUAUGGCACUUUUGCCCAUAUCGUCUUCCUAGUCUUUGGCUUGGCCACCAACAUUCUGGUCUCGCUCAUGUUGAUCGUUGGCGGCUCCGCCACAGUCAAUGCCUUGACAGGAAUGCACACCAUUGCUGCCAUCUACCUUCUUCCCGUCGGCGUCGUCGCGUACACAAUGGUCGGCGGCCUGAAGGCGACCAUCUUGACCGACUGGGCUCACACGUUUAUCUUGCUGCUCAUCAUCAUCAUCUUUGCCCUGACCACGUACGCGUCCCACGACGUCUUGGGGUCGCCCAGCGCGGUCUACGACUUGUUGGUGCAGGCCGCUGCCCGGCACCCAGUCGAGGGUAACAAGGACGGCAGUUACCUCACCAUGCAGUCCCGCGAGGGUGCCAUCUUCUUCGUCAUCAACAUCGUCGGCAACUUCGGCACUGUCUUCCUCGACAACGGCUACUACAACAAGGCCAUUGCCGCUUCGCCCGUCCACGCUCUCCCCGGCUACAUUCUGGGCGGCCUCAGCUGGUUCGCCAUCCCUUGGCUGACUGCGACAACCAUGGGGCUCGCCGCGCUGGCCAUGGAGAACACCCCCUGGUUCCCGACGUACCCCGAUCGCAUGGCCGAUGCCGACGUGAGCGCCGGCCUGGUGCUCCCCUACGCCGCGGUUGCCAUUCUCGGCAAGGGCGGCGCCGUCUGCACCCUUCUGAUCGUCUUCAUGGCCGUCACGAGCGCCACGUCGAGUCAGCUGAUUGCCGUCAGCACCAUCUGCACCUACGACCUGUACCGGACCUACUUCAACCCAACAGCAAGCGGCAGGCGGCUCAUCUGGACGAGCCACGCCUUUGUUAUGGGCUACGGCCUCUUCAUCGCCACCUUCUCCGUCGGGCUGUACUACGCCGGCAUCUCAAUGGGCUACUUGUACCUCAUGAUGGGUGUCGUGAUCUCGGCGGCCGUGCUGCCAGCGACGCUCACCUUGAUCUGGGCCGGUCAGAACAAGUGGGCAGCAUCUCUCUCGCCCAUCCUCGGCCUCGUCUGCGCUCUCGUUGCCUGGCUGGUCACGGCCAAGAAGGAGUGUGGCGAGCUGAGCGUGGCCUGCACCGGCUCCAACAACCCUAUGCUAGCCGGCAACGUUGCCGCCUUGCUCUCUCCCGUCGUCCUGGUUGCCAUUUUCACCCUCAUCUUUGGCUUGGACAAGUACGACUGGAAGUCGAUGAUGGAAAUCAGGAUGGGCGAUGAUCAUGACGUGGCUGCUGCUGCGGGACUGGACCUCGAAGAGAUCCCGGGAGGCCACAGUGAAUCGCAGGUCCAGUUUGAGGAGGAGCAGAAGAAAUUGCAGCGCGCAGGGAAGAUCAGCAAGACAGCGACGGUCGUCAUGACGCUGGCCUUCUUGAUCCUCUGGCCCAUGCCCAUGUACGGAACCGGCUAUAUCUUCAGCAAGCCCUUCUUCACUGGCUGGGUUACCGUGGGAAUCAUCUGGAUCUUUUGCUCCUUCAUCGGCGUCGGCCUGUUCCCCAUCUUUGAGAGCCGCCACACCCUCGCCAGGACCGUCAGGAGCAUCUACCUUGAUGCCACGGGCAAGUCGCAUCCCAAGACGAUUCAUGCUCGCAUGGUGGCGGAGGAGGUGCAGAAGACGCCGGGGGAUGCUACGCCGCCGCCGCCAAAGGAGACGGAGAAGGGGGACGUUAAGGAGGCGGCUGGGUCUGUUUAA